UUACAGGAUAAUGUACCAGCUUUGUAAUUUUGAACUCAACAAGAUGGUGUUUCUCUUCUUACUUGUGUUGGCAUCAGUUGCUACUGCUGAAAAUGAGGAGAUGGACCUGCUGCUUGUCCAAGCGAUUUGGCGUCAUGGCGACCGUUCACCGCGGAAAAUCUAUCCGAAUGAUCCCAUUAAGGAGAAGGAUUGGACGUUUGGAGGAGGAGGCUUUGCACAGCUUUCACCUAUGGGAAUGGAGCAACACUUUAAGCUUGGCGAACAGAUCCGAAGAAGAUACGUUGAGGAUCUGCACUUUUUAUCAAGACGAUACCAUGCGGAAGAGGUUUAUAUUCGCUCUUCCGAUUACAAUAGAACGUUAGUGUCGGCAAUGUCAAACGUCAUCGGAAUGUACAGCUCUAACAACUCUUACAGCCAAAAUGGCACUGACUACCCAGGUAUGGUAGGGUGGCCGGUAGGGUACGUGCCGAUUCCUGUACAUACUGUGCAACGUCCCGAUUAUGUUGUCAUAGCUGACGACCGAUGCGCUCGUCGCGAUCAUGUAUGGAACAUGGCAAAAAAAUUGGAAGAAUUCAAAGAUUAUUUGAGUCAGGACAAAGUGGUGAACAUGUUCAAGAAACUGACCGAGAAUUGUAACCAAACAGUCAAUGAAGACAAUUUGUGGGAAAUUCGUGAUCUUCUGUUUAUCGAGCUGCUACAUUUUGGCGAUAGAGUGCGAAACAUAACAUGGUUCUCGGAUGAACUAUACGAGGAGAUGACUGAUAUUGACACCAACAUUACACGUUUCAAGAAUGGAAUUUUCAAAAAAUCAUCCGAACUUGACGGUCUGGAUAUUGGGCGAGAAAUUCAGAAACUCCGUGGUGGAUCACUAUUUAAUGAGCUCAAUAACCAUAUGCAGACCAAGCUGAACUGCAGCAGCAGCAACGACGAAGAACCUUCACCUCUAUGCAAAUGGAUGAAUGGACUAAAGUAUUAUGCUUAUUCAGGGCACGACACAACAUUAUAUGCCUUUUUAACAAUAUUAGGACUGAUCCAGUCCGAUUUGGCAAUACCGAAUGGAUAUCCUGCAUAUUCCGCAGCUGUAUUUUUAGAAUUAUGGAAAAAUAAGACUAGUAAUCAGCCAUAUUUCCAAAUUAUGUACUAUCCAAAUCGUAACAACACGGAACACACUAUUUAUCCUAUAUCACAAGAGAUCAAAGCUUGUAAUGGGAAAUCACUGUGCGAGCUUCGCGUGUUCGAGGAGCUUGCCGAAAAAACAAAGCCGGAUAAGGAUAUGAUUGAAUGGUGUCGCAUGGAUUCGGAUGUUGCAAAUGCAGGACUGUUCUCCAUCUUGACAUUAGCUGCCGCUUUUCUGUCCCUUUUAUGGAUGAACUCCUAAGACUGAUCGAUUAAUAGCACAAAUCAUAUAGAUGUACAGAGUGGCAAUCUCAGUUGAUUUAUAUUGUAUUGGGCGAAGAACUCAAAUAAAUUUGCA
Messenger RNA from Cylicocyclus nassatus, 1474 nucleotides. The record is from the annotation of a GenBank genome assembly. NCBI's taxonomy places the organism in Eukaryota, Metazoa, Nematoda, Chromadorea, Rhabditida, Strongylidae.